AUAAUUGUCAGUACAUUUAGGAUUGCAGCUUCUACUGAACUACACUGGAGCAGCUUCUAAGCAAACAUACGUAGGAUUGUACUGCCUGCACUGUGAGUUUGCGAGGGCCUGGAACAGAGUGUGCAUUCUGAGGGGAGGGGGCUUGGAAGAUGUGGCUGGGAGGGAGACAGAGUAAGGGGGACUCACAGAUAAUCAAGCAUGCCAGUGGUUUGGGUGGGGGGAGAAGAGGACAUGGCUGGAGGGGGGUGGGUCAGAUGGAGACUUACAGAUUCAUGCGUUAUGUUGCUUGCCACCUUCCCACCUGUGGUAUCAUUGGAAGCUGUGCCCAAUGGACUGCUGUUGUUGUUACCGAAUGCUAGGCUGGUUCAUUAUAAGACCAUGCUGAUCCAUUAUCUUAUUGUGAAUAAACAGGCUGAUCUAGUCUGUAUAAUUGAGAUGGGUGGGGAAUGUCCCUAACCUGACAUGGUUGUGCCCACCUGACCAGAGGGUUGGGGAGUGGGAGGCAUUUGCCACGGUUCAUAGAUGUUAAUGUCCUUUACUAGGAAACCUCUCUGCAUAGGAGCUGCACUGCAUCUGGUGUGGGGUCAUUGUCAAGGCAGGAGUCGGGAGCAGGUUAGCAAUAACUCAAAGAGCAUAUGUGAAGUUAACUGGUGAGCACAGCAACUGUUCCCAGCAGGUCUUGCCCCAAUGAGGCAGAUGCAAGGAGAGAAGGUCCCCUCUUUCCCUCUGCUCUCUAAGACUCCUUCUCCUUCAGGUCCUUCCCAAGCAAUCUAAGGCUCCUUCGACUUGUCUUUCUUUGUCCAGGGAGGAGGGGAGCUGGUCACAGCAAGAGGGGGGCACUCACUGGCUUCUUCAGCAGCCACCGCCAAUCUACCUCUUGGCCUACCUCCUCUUCAGCUUCCACUCUAAUUCUGACUCUGGAUGGCUCUCUGCCACAGCCUCUUCCUGCUCACCAAACCCUGUUACCUCUUCAGCUUUCAGCACCUCCUCCUCCUGGUCUGCUCCCUCUUCUCCCUCUGACCACUCAUUAUUGUCCCAUCACCAAUUCCUUGGUCUGAGCCUUCUUCCCUUGGGGGUUCCCCAGCUGGUGCCUCCCACUACUCGUCUGCAUUCAGCCAGUCCAUGAAUACUCUUACCUACCUUUCUGCUCAACAGCCUCCCUUACUGAGCUGGUCUCCAGACUGCCUCCAGUGUGGUUUUGGAAGAACCACCCAGGUCUCUUGUCCUGGGUGACUUCAGUGUGUGUGCUGUGAAUGCCACGAGGCCAGCCCAAGAUUUCAUGGCCUCCAUGGCAGCCAUGGGACUGUCUCAUGCAAUAUGGUUAUCUGGCCAAUGCACAGAGCAGGUGUACCCUUGAUCUAGUCCUUGCUCUCAGUAGAGAGAGAGGUGGUCUGGAUAGAGUGGAGUGCCUUACCAUGUUGUUGUGGUGAGACCACUUCCAGGUGAAGUUUGGACUUUUGGUGGCAGUCUUACCUUGUAGCAGUGGGGCACCAAUUCAGAUGGUCCACCCCCAGAGACCAGUGGGACCUUGUAGGUUCCUCAGUGUUGAACAGGGAUAGUCUGGUCAUAGUGAAAACAGCCCAGAGCAGAACUAUGCAGUGCUCAACAAUACAGAAAAACACACACAUAUAUAUUUAGAAAAGUGCAAAAAUUUAAAAGUGUCACGAAUAAUUUUUGCAGUUGAAAUAGGUCAUAUAUUAAACCCAUGGGGAUUUUAGCUGCAUCUCCUUAGCAAACAUGAAAUAAACAGGAUAUAUUGUUUUACAAUUAAUCUCUUGUGUUAUUUUUGUCUGGUUAAUCCUUAUUUGCAUUGAGAUAUAUAUGGGGAUUUUACAUAGUUGGGGAAAACCUUUACGCUUUUCAGAGAUGUGUUUUAAAAAUCUGAAAUUGAUUUGCCUACCAGUUGUGGCAGUUUAAGAGGGAAAAAAACAAUUUAAUUGGGUUUUCAGAGAUUUAAAUAAUGAAAGGUCAUUUUCUCCCUUACAAUAAGGACAUUUACCUAAAAUUUAGGAACUAAAGGAACAAAAUACCAUGAUAAAUGAGAAAAGCACCUUUUUAUGUUUCCAUCAUACUGUAAUUAACACAGCACAAUCUUUCCUUUCUCCUUUCGUACAUUUAAAUUUACAAGAAGGAAAUUAUGUAAAAAGAUAGAAGGAAGGGGUCUUGGCAAUUCUUUUUCUAUUUAAAAAAAAACUUUUUAUGGGAAGAGGUUGACCUUUUGGUUAAUUUGAGUACCAUAUCCUGCGAAAUGAGGAAGGAAGCUGGAUGGUAUAAAUUAGGAGCCAAUCAAGGUGAUGGGCAUUCAGAUCUGGCUUUUUGCCUCUUGCAAAUUGAGCUGAACCACAAAGGAAAUCUGUGAAGGCAUGAACUCUCUCAGAGCCUUUACUCUUCUGUCCCUGGUGCUCAACCUCGAGAAUGCACAGGGCCAUCUCUCCGAAAGCAGCUGUAAGCGUUUUGCAGACAUCCUGCCUCACAAGCUCCGAGAGUUGCGGCUCACGUUUUAUGAGAUUAGAGAUUAUUUUCAAGCCAGAGAUGAUGAGCUAGAGAUCAUGUUGUUAAAAGAGGAUCUACUGGAAGAUUUCAAGGGGUACUUGGGCUGUCAGUCAGUGGCAGAAAUGAUACAGUUUUAUCUGGAAGUUGUUUUGCCCAACGUAACCACUGGCAGCGCCAUUCAGCGGACUGUAGACUUUCUUGGAGAGAGGCUGCUGGAUCUGAGACAGACAAUCAAGCGCUGUCAUAGGUUCUUCAUCUGUGAAAAGGAGAGCAAAACAAUAAGAAACAUCAAAGAAACCUAUGAAAAGCUGCAAGGCAAAGGCAUCUAUAAAGCAAUGGGAGAGUUUGACAUUUUCAUUAACUACAUUGAAGAAUACCUGGCAAUGAAGAUGAAAAAAUGAAACUUUUCCUCCCACUCAGGACAACUAACUUCUGUAACUGUAACUGGAAUAUAUUUUGCAAAGGUGUUACAAGAAAUCAGUAUUACACAAUACUAUAUAUUUUUAACUUAAACUUAUUUAUUAACACAGAUACCUCAGCUUUUGUCAGUGUUAUACAUUUUUAUAAAGGAAAAGCUAUAACGUAAUUUAUUGACCUGUUUUUGCUUCUCCUUCUCCUUUUUACAUAGCGUGUUUUUGUCCUUUUAGUUUUCUCUUAGCUUAGGAAUGCUCCAAAUUGUAGCAUUCAAGGAAAUGCUUUUUAGGAAGUGAGAAAUUGUGAGAAGUAGACUCUAAAUCUUUAUUAUGUUUGAGUCAGCAUUUUGGAUUUAAAUGUGAGCACCAUGAUCUAAAGACUUCAAACAGGUUGUUAAUUUCAGGAAGGGGACUGUCUGCUGUACAAUAUUAAGUACAUCUGAGCAUGUCAGUUUCCAUUUCAGGUCUGAUGUUAACAACUGAUAGUUUGAAAGUACAGCCACCAGGCUGUUAGCUGAAACCCGUCAUUGGGAACACAUCCCACCAGGGCUUAAAGACCCUCACCAGCUCUUGGUCCACAUCCAAGCACAAUUCAAAGUGUUGGUGCUUACCUUUAACUCAAGGAUAGCUAACCUGUAGCUUUCCAGAUGUUUUAGACCUACAGCAUGCACAGUAGUCAGAGACAAUGGGAUUUGGAAGCAUUCGGAAGGGUACAGGUUGGCAGCCCCUAUUUGCCCAUGCACUGGGACCUAAAUUUGGAGUAUCUCUUCAAGGUGCCCCAACAUUUGAGGCAAGAUGGGUAACAACUGUAAAGAAAGGUUUCUUGGUUGAGGGCACCCAAGUUACAGAGUUCUCAGCUCAGGGAGUCUAAUUCAUUGCCUAUACUGGUUUUUUUAUACUUCCAGAGAUUGGGUGAUUUAUUUUUUUUAUCUCAGGUUUUUUCAUCACUGAUAUAUUUCCCCCCCUGCUGAAUUGCUUUUAAUGCUGCCUUUGUUUUGUUUUUAAUAAUUCAUUGUUUUUAUUGGACUUUUCACAGUAUUUUGAUGGCAAUGCCCUUUAGAAUGUGAUAUUUUUUUUUAAAGGAAGGAUAGGGUGGGGAAGUUUGUAAAUAAAUAAAUAGGUCAAACAAAGAAAACAUGCACUGAAAUAUUUUAAAAUUUAAUAUCAUUGUUGUUUGCUUGUGCAAAAAUAAUACCUGUCUCUGCGAGCACUAGUACUCCUUCUUUGGCCCAAGGAGUCUCCUUCUUUGGAGGUCUUUAAGCAGAGGCUUGACAACCAUAUGUCAGGAGUGCUCUGAUGGUGUUUCCUGCUUGGCAGGGGGUUGGACUCGAUGGCCCUUGUGGUCUCUUCCAACUCUAUGAUUCUAUGAUUCUAUGAUUCUAUUCUAUGACUUCUGGUACAUUUUAUUGCCUGUGAUAGCAAUGCAUCAAAUCACAAUAUGCUCAUGCAUUUCUGUGGAUCUGGGUUACAGUUGCCUUGACAAAUGUGAGACUGUUACUGCCAUUGAUUUUGCAUUUGUUUUUUUUAAACAGGAACUAAAUGUUUUUCUUCUGCAUCAGAAUGAUUUUUAACCUCAAAGCAGAUGAUUAAGCAUGUUUGCUUUUUGUUAUGUAAGCUUAUAAGGAAAUGUGAAAGCUCUUGUUUACGUCCAACACACUCUGAUGUCAUUAGGCACCCC
This is a messenger RNA of Podarcis muralis (Common wall lizard), 4584 nucleotides long. NCBI's taxonomy places the organism in Eukaryota, Metazoa, Chordata, Lepidosauria, Squamata, Lacertidae. The record is from RefSeq and is a predicted model, not a curated record.